Molecule: messenger RNA, 237 nt
Organism: Aspergillus mulundensis
Lineage: Eukaryota; Fungi; Ascomycota; Eurotiomycetes; Eurotiales; Aspergillaceae
Product: DUF2945 domain-containing protein
Exons: 3
Coding region: 1-237 (78 amino acids)
Source: RefSeq, a predicted model, not a curated record
AUGCCAUCCACAAAAGUCCAGGACAAGAACGGCGAAGAAAUCAAGGAGGGAGACUAUGUCUUCACGAGAAUUCGCGGCGGUUCGCAUCAUGGAAAGGUCGAGAAGAUAGUCACCGACCAGGCUGGAGCCGAGCAGGAAGAUGUCAAGAAUCCUCCCAAGGUUAUCUACAGCGACCAGCAUGGCCAUCGAGUCGCGCAUAAUCCGGGCACGUUGGAAAAGACGCAGCCGGAGGAAUGA